This is a messenger RNA of Amaranthus tricolor (Joseph's coat), 912 nucleotides long. RefSeq lists its product as uncharacterized. NCBI's taxonomy places the organism in Eukaryota, Viridiplantae, Streptophyta, Magnoliopsida, Caryophyllales, Amaranthaceae. The record is from RefSeq and is a predicted model, not a curated record. The coding region runs from base 1 to 912 and encodes 303 amino acids. The transcript has a single exon.
AUGACAGAUCAAUUGAUUCAUACUGAAAUUUUGGUUAAUGCUACUAGAUUGAAGUUCCUUUGUACUUUUGUGUAUGGCCAUAAUGAUGUUAAAAAAAGAGAUAGCCUGUGGAAAUUUCUUUUAGAUACAGCUACAUCCCAAUCCAAACCAUGGUGUGUAGGUGGUGACUUCAACGCUAUCAUGCAUUAUGAUGAUAGAAUUGGCUCUAUUGUGCGAGAAAAAGAAAUUCGGCCGAUGGCUUAUUGCAUGCAACAAUGUAGGCUCCAUGAUGUCAAAAGUAUGGGUAGAUUUUAUACCUGGAAUAACAAACAAGAUGGGGGUAACAGGGUCUUAUCGAAGAUUGAUAGAUUCUUAAGCAAUCAACUCUGGGACAGCACCUUCCUAGAAGCUAUCGUUCACUUCACUCCAGAAGGGGAUUUUGACCAUAGCCCUAUGGUGAUCACCACAGUGCCAGUGCACCAGGGUCUUAAGCCUUUCAAAUUUUAUAAUCACUGGGUGGCCCAUGAACUUUUCAUAGACACAGUCCAGCAUGCCUGGAACCUUAAGUGCGAGGGCACUAGAAUGUUUAAAAUUACUCAGAAAUUGAAGAAGUUGAAGCCCCUUCUUAAAGCCUUAGAUGGAAGAACUGAGUCAUCUCUUGCAGUAGCUUUUAAGGAGGCUAAAACCGCACUAUUUCAAGCACAAGAAGCUUUGCACCAAAAUCCAAGUGACCCCAGUUUGGCUUAUGUGGAAAAGAUGGCAGCAGUUAACUUUCAGAAGACCGAUCGUGACUAUCAGAUGAUCCUACACCAGAAAGCAAAGCUCCAUUGGCUUAGAGAGGGUGAUGAGAACACCAAAUUGUUUCACAAUUAUAUCAAAGCGAGGAAAAAGAAUAACCUUAGCAUUGUUCGAUAUGGAUGGCAAAUGGGUUGA